CAGUCCAAGGCGUUUCAUUGCGAUUUGGCAAUGCGGAAGCGCGCGGAGCCCAAACUUUGGCGGUUGCGCGGAUACCAGCAGGCGGGGAGUAAGAAGUAUUCGGCUGACGUUUCCCAGCAGCUUCCUUGCCAAGGCAGAUCCGCGCACUGUUGCAUCAAAAAUGGACCUCGACAUCCAGUCCAAAGAGCUUAGCGGGUCCAACUGGACGGAACUUCUUCCAACCCUAAGCCAGUACAAAACCAUCAGGUUGGAUGACUGUAGUCUAUCAGCUAGUCAUUGUAAAGAUCUCUGCGCCUUUCUGAGCACAAAGCAAACAUUGGCUGAACUGAAAUUGAACAACAAUGAACUGGGAGAUGCUGCUGUAGAGUUGCUGUGCAAAGGAUUGCUGAGUCCAAGCUGUAACCUUCAGAAACUAUGGCUGCAGAACUGCAACCUCACCAAAGGCUGCUGUGAGAGUCUCCGUUCUGUGCUCAGCAGCAAGCCAUCCCUGACAGAGCUUCACCUGGGAGACAACAGUUUGGGCACAGAAGGAGUUAAGAUAUUGUGCCAGGGACUUUUGGAUUCAAACUGCCAGCUGGAGAAGCUUCAGCUGGAAUACUGUGAGCUCUCAGCAGAGAACGUGGAGGCUCUCAGCUCUGCCCUGCGCACCAAGCCAUCCCUGAAGGAACUCAACCUGAGCAACAACAAACUAGGGGAUGCCGCAGUGAAGCAGCUUUGCCAGGGCGUGCUGGACGACAACUGUAACCUGCAAUCACUGCAACUGGAGAGCUGUGGCAUCACACCUGCCAGCUGCCGGGACCUCAGUGCUGUGCUAAGUUCAAAGCCGUCCUUGACUGAGCUCUGCAUAGGCGAGAACAAGAUUGGUAACGCAGGUGUAGCCCUCUUGUGCCAGGGGGCCUUGAAUCCCAACUGCAAAAUAAGCAAGCUGUGGUUAUGGGAAUGCAAUAUCUCAGCUCCUGGCUGCAAGGACCUCUCCAAUGUCAUUGGUACCAAAGAGACUCUCAAGGAUAUGAGCCUGAUUGGAAAUAAUCUUAAAGAUGCAGGGAUGGAGUUCUUAUGCCAAGGACUGAAGGACCCAAAAUCUAAACUUGAGUCAUUGUGGCUAAGAGAAUGUGGUUUGACUUCAACCUGUUGCAAGAGCCUUGGCUCUGCUCUCAGUGUGAACGGGACUUUGAAAGAGCUGCAUAUCGGUGGAAAUAAUCUGUGUGAUGCAGGGGUGACUGAUCUCUGUGAAGGAGUUCUGAGCCCCAGCUGUAACCUGCAAUCCCUCUGGCUGGGACAAUCAGAACUCACAGAGGUUUGCUGUGAUAAGCUUGCCGAAGUCAUCGUUGGAAAACCCUGCCUACAAGAACUGGAUGUAAGCUACAGCCAUAUAGGAGACCAGGGUGUGCGUAAGCUCUGCGAAGCAGUGAGAAGCCCCAACUGUAACCUGAAGUACCUGAUUUUGUACGACACUUACUGGACUACUGACGUAGAUAAUGAAUUGAAGGCCCUGGAAGAAUCAAAGCCUGGAUUUAAAGUUGUUACAUGAGUGGUGCAACGUUGCCGUGACCACUUCGACUGCCUUUUCUUCUGUCGGGAUUCUUUUUGUAAACCCAAGUCACCAGACCAUAUGAUGAUGGACUUUUAUGAUUCCAGAUUUCAUGGAGAUAUGAUAUGCCUAGAAUUAUCUGCUGAGUCCAGAAUGCAUAUGCUGGUGGGUUUUCUGCCUCUUGGGAAAUACUAAGAUCAGCACAAAGUAGAAUAUGUCUCCUGCCAGCUGCCAAAAAACAAUAAUGGUUACUUGCAGAUGAUCUUGGGAAGAACUAUAUUGGAGACUUUUAGACAAAUUGGGGAAUAAUGCCCAUUUUUUAAUUGCCAAAAAUUAGGACGCAACAUUGCCCCUCCCCUUAAGUAUCUCUGAUAUUAAUAUUUUCUGCUGAUAAUGCAAGGAGUGAUUUUUUUGUAUCUUGAUCAACAAAUCUAGCCCUGUAGGAAUAUAAAAUAAAGUUUGAUUGCAAAGAGA
Lacerta agilis (Sand lizard) is the source of this 2005-nucleotide messenger RNA. RefSeq names its product ribonuclease/angiogenin inhibitor 1 (gene RNH1). NCBI's taxonomy places the organism in Eukaryota, Metazoa, Chordata, Lepidosauria, Squamata, Lacertidae. Gene Ontology annotation, molecular function: protein binding. The record is from RefSeq and is a predicted model, not a curated record. Gene Ontology annotation, cellular component: cytoplasm. Bases 161 to 1531 code for a protein of 456 amino acids. The transcript is spliced from 10 exons.